AUGAAAAUGGAUUGGAGAACAAGUAGUAUAGUUUCCGUUGUAAUUCGUUGCAAUAAGAUAACACACGACUACAAAAAUGAAAACUUUUGUUGCUCUGCUUGCCUUAGUGGCUGUGACUUGUGCCGCCCCCGCUGGACCCCUCGUACAGAUCCUCAAGUAAAUGAACCAGGAGUCAUUCUUCCUCACCCUGCUAUGCCCUUGCCUAUCCCUGACGGCAUCGUUCUCCCAGCACCAGCUCUUCCCAUUCCUUAUAAGAAGGCUUAG
Molecule: messenger RNA, 264 nt
Organism: Arctia plantaginis
Lineage: Eukaryota; Metazoa; Arthropoda; Insecta; Lepidoptera; Erebidae
Source: the annotation of a GenBank genome assembly